Molecule: messenger RNA, 3184 nt
Organism: Halichondria panicea
Lineage: Eukaryota; Metazoa; Porifera; Demospongiae; Suberitida; Halichondriidae
Product: centrosomal protein of 120 kDa-like
Exons: 15
Coding region: 101-3103 (1000 amino acids)
Biological process (GO): interkinetic nuclear migration; centrosome cycle; positive regulation of centriole elongation
Cellular component (GO): centrosome; centriole
Source: RefSeq, a predicted model, not a curated record
UUGUGUAGAGAUGGGCGUGACUGAAAUGAGCUCCACCACUUUUCAAUAACUUGCCUGCUGCAGGAGCCGGCCGGCUGCUGAUCCCAAGGCUACAGAAGACAUGGAGUCAAAGAUGCUUGUUGUCGUGUCAAUAUUGUCUGCUCGUAACUUCCCCCGACGACCGGACUGCUCACUUCUAAUUGAAGCCCACCUAAACGGUGAGGUUUUGACCUCUGACCCUGUCCCCCAUUCCAGUGGAGUGAUGGUGGUCAACACUGAGCUAGCCUGGGAGAUGAACAAGAAGGCGUUUCAACAACACAAGCUCCACAGGACGCCCAUUAAACUGCUGGUGUUUGCGCUGGACAACAAGUCUCACUCCAGGCAGAAGGUGGGUUAUGUCAUGUUGGACUUGAGGACUGCUCAGCCAUCUUCUCGACUGGAUCCAUCUUGGUAUGGAGUACUCAACUCGUUGUACUCUCGUCUCAAGCCACAGCUCCAGGUGGGCGUGUCCCUGGAGGACGAAGUGGCCCCUCCCACCACCACUGAUGAAUCACAACAGUCAGAGGAGGCGUCAGUUACAAGUUUUCCUCUCUCAUUGAACCUUGACCCCAGCGGUGACUUCUACACCCUUGGCUCCGAGUCACAUGACCACACUCUACACACACUCUCAUUCACACUCAGCAACGCCCAACAUCUCCCAUCCCCUCCGUCCAAUCAGAUCUACUUCUACUACAAUCUCCUUGGCAACGACAUAACGUCCGAGUUAUUUACUUCACCUUUGUUCUCACCGGAAUGUGCCUCCAUUCGAAUAAAGUCCAGUCGAGAAUUACUCGCAUUGCUCUUUGCUGCUCAGAAGGAUGUCGAGGUCCACCUUUGCUCUGGUACUGACAGUUUGUGUAAUGGCAGUCUCUCCCUCUCUGGCCUCGCCUCUAACGACCUCAUCAGUGUCACAGUACCCCUUGGAAACGGUGGUUGCACAGUGGAUAUCAGUGUUAAGUUGGAGCUGACUGCAUCAGGUCCCCUCACACUAUCCACACAGUCCCCCUACACGCCCUCACAACUCCCACCGCCCACACAAGCCCCACCACCCUCACAACUCCCACCACCCUCACAGUCACCCCCACUGAUCUCCCCGACAUCACUACCUUCAGCCAAGAGAAACCUCACCCGGUCAUUCGAAGAUGCUUCUCUGCCCACUCUUUCUCUCUCAGUACAAUCAGGUACUACUACACCACUUCGAGAAGAACCGAAAUCUCCAAUACACAAAGUAUCUCCACUCUCUCCAAGCGUAGUCCCACCCAUAACUGUGACGACCAAUCACAAUCCAUCCUCUAACGCUUCUCCUCUGAAACUCACUUCCCUUGCCACAGCAAAACUAACAAAUGCAACUGUCAAGAAACUAACGGGCCUGGAAUCUGCUAAUUUAAAAACAGCAGCACCAGCACGAGUGAGAGAGUCCGCUGUUGUCUCUGAUAUCUCUGUUCGGUUCAAGUUCUGCGUGGAUCUACGAAGUGUACAUAAUCUGAAGAUGGAACCACAAUACAAAUGCUACUUGAAAUACAGUUACCCGUUCUUUGGCAACUCCUACCCGGUUCUAAUACAGCCACCAGUGUUGCCUGUCAUUGGUACUGAUCAACAAUUCUCGCACUCGUUUUGCUCAUUUGAAUUUGCCACUCAAAUGCCUCGUUUGGAAGAGCACAUCACUCGGCAGCCCCUCACGGUGGAGGUGUGGCAGUUACAUGACCAAUCACAUGAUCAGAUCGUUGGACUUGCGCAGAUUCCAUUGGGUAGUGUGUUAUCACAUGACAGUUCUUUACUAGACGGAGGAGUUACGCGGCGAGUCUGCUCCCUGCGUGUCCCCAUCACGCCCCCACCACCCUCACAGUCUCACAGCCUCACACCCCCACUACCCUCACAGCCUCACACCCUCACACUCGGGUAUCUAAACGCUGUGCUUAUACUGGAGAACUUUGGUCCUGUAGUAUCUGAUGAUAAUGUUGUUGAAAUGAGAGCGGCGAAUGAAUCUGAUGGAGUGAGCAAGCCUAGUGAAGCUGGUGUGCAAAGUGGAGUGGGUGGUGGGGGACAAUCUUUGGUCGGCUCGUUAGAGUAUAAUACGGCAGUGGAGCUGGAGCUAUGGAAAGUGUCCCAACAAGAGGCUUUUGAAGAGCAGCUGAAAACUCGUGAAUCUGUUCACAUGACCAAACUUGGGGAGGAACUUCAAAGAAGAGAGGUGCAAAGACAGACCAUGCUUAAGCAGAAACUGGAUCACUACUCGUCUCUCGAGAGGCAACUGCAAGAUGGUCUUCAACAGCUGGCUGCUCAGCAGAGAGCUCUAGCAGAGAGAGAAGUCAAAGUACGGCAAGAGUCCGAGAGGGUGACACGAGAAAGGCAGCUGCUUCAGGACGAGGUUCAAAGGUCACAGACACACUUUAAAUCUCAGUGCGAGCAACAGAUUGAGAUUGAGAGGAUGAAGUCAUCAGAGUUCCAAUCACAAGUCUCCUCUCUUAAAAAACGAGUUCGAGAGCUAGAGGGCAAAGUUCAAUCUAGGGAGGCGGAGUUUGAGUUAUAUCGUCAGCAGGUGGUGACCCGCCCUGAGUCGCAGCUACACGCUGAGCUGAGUAUCCUGCAGCUGGAAAAGGUUGAGCUUGAUAGGAAACUGUCAGCUUUGGCCAAAUCUAAACAACACUACAAAGAACAGUGGACCAAAGCUCUGUCAGAGUUAGCCUCCUCUCGUCAGAGGGAGCAGGCAGCUGCUCGGGAGAGACUGCUGACUCAGCAACAAGAGCUGGAAGCCAUGAGAAUGCAGUACAUGGAGGCUGAGCAUCAGAACAGCCUCAGGCAACAACUGAACCAAGUCAAGAAUGAAGUCGAAAAGCUACAAGAACAAACAUUGUCCAAGCCACCUCCACUCUCUCACAACUCCCCGCCCACACAUUCACACCCCACACCGCCCACACCACACGACGAGGAGCCUAGCAGCACGCUAGACCCGAAUGUAGCUCGAUGGAUUGAAGAGCGGGACAUUCUCUUGCAGACUGGAGUCUAUUCCAAUACGGACACUACUAUACAGAGACUGGAUGCCAAGAUAAGACAGGCCAUGGGAAAGAAAACAGUUGCUUAUUAAGUAAUUCAAUCACACGACUUCCUUUUGCAUGCAUGUAAUUAUAAUUAUAGUAUCAUUUAUUUGAUUUGCAAAUUUAAUAAA